This is a messenger RNA of Eurytemora carolleeae, 1924 nucleotides long. RefSeq names its product eukaryotic peptide chain release factor subunit 1 (gene eRF1). Gene Ontology annotation, cellular component: cytosol; translation release factor complex. The record is from RefSeq and is a predicted model, not a curated record. Gene Ontology annotation, molecular function: translation release factor activity, codon specific; sequence-specific mRNA binding. The coding region runs from base 311 to 1630 and encodes 439 amino acids. The transcript has 11 exons. Gene Ontology annotation, biological process: cytoplasmic translational termination. NCBI's taxonomy places the organism in Eukaryota, Metazoa, Arthropoda, Copepoda, Calanoida, Temoridae.
UUUUUAAGCUUUCUUGUAUAAGUUUUAUUAACUUUUUAAAGUCAGUUAAAUUUCUCUUAUCAAAUUUACAUACACGCACUAGAAGGCAACUUACAUUGAUUAUUUCAAUAUCUUCGUUUUUGCAAAUGCUAUACAUGGGACUUUUUCAAUUGAUGUAAAUUUUCUGAAGCCAAACCAAGUUGCAAGCCUGAUGUUAUGACUGACAAUAUGUUAUGUACAUGAUUUCCAUCCAUCUCUACUCUCGCUUAACAACUUGUCUAUUUUCAGUGAAUAUUUAGAUUUAGUAAAAUCCUACAACUUGCUUUUAACAAUGUCUGAAUCCACGGCAACUGAGGCGGCUGAUAAAAAUGUUGAGAUCUGGAAAGUGAAGAAGCUGAUCAAAUCUCUAGAAGCUGCAAGGGGGAAUGGAACAUCAAUGAUUUCUCUUAUCAUCCCUCCAGGUGAUCAGAUAUCCCGUGUUGCAAAAAUGUUGGCUGAUGAAUACGGAACUGCUUCUAAUAUUAAAUCCCGAGUGAAUCGUCUAUCUGUGCUUGGCGCCAUUACAUCUGUACAACACAGACUGAAACUUUACGCCAAGGUUCCUCCAAAUGGUCUGGUUAUUUACUGUGGAACAAUUGUGACUGAGGAAGGGAAAGAGAAAAAGGUUAAUAUUGAUUUUGAGCCUUUUAAACCCAUCAAUACUUCUCUCUACCUUUGCGAUAACAAAUUCCAUACAGAAGCUCUUACAGCAUUGUUAGCUGAUGACAAUAGGUUCGGGUUUAUUAUCAUGGAUGGAAACGGUGCUCUGUUCGGAACUCUUCAAGGGAACACGAGGGAGGUUUUGCACAAAUUCACUGUAGACCUGCCUAAGAAGCACGGUAGAGGAGGACAGUCGGCGCUUCGUUUCGCCCGUCUGCGUAUGGAAAAGCGUCAUAACUACGUGCGUAAAGUCGCUGAGACAGCUGUGACGCUGUUUAUCUCUAAUGAUAAGCCUAACUGCUCUGGAUUGAUUUUGGCAGGAUCAGCUGAUUUCAAGACCGAGCUCUCUCAGUCAGACAUGUUUGAUCAGAGACUACAGGCCAAGAUCAUCAAACUAGUUGAUGUAUCCUACGGUGGUGAGAAUGGGUUUAACCAGGCUAUUGAACUCUCUGCCGAGUCCCUCUCCAACGUCAAGUUUAUUCAGGAGAAGAAGUUGAUCGGCAGAUACUUUGAUGAGAUCAGUCAGGAUACUGGAAAAUAUUGUUUUGGAGUUGAGGAUACUUUGAAGGCUUUAGAGAUGGGUGCUGUAGAAACAUUGAUCUGUUGGGAGAACUUAGAUAUACAGAGAGUGACACUGAAAAACCAUUCUACGGGAGAGGAGAAGAUAUUGUUUUUAAACUCGGAACAGGAGAAGGAUAAAACUCAUUUCAUGGAUCAGGAGACUGGAGUUGAAAUGGAAUUAGAAGACAACCUGCCUCUCCUGGAAUGGUUGGCUAAUAAUUAUAAAACCUUUGGAGCUCAACUAGAAAUCAUUACGGACAGAUCGCAGGAGGGAUCCCAGUACGUGAGAGGAUUCGGAGGAAUCGGAGGAAUGCUUCGGUACACAGUCGAUUUCCAGUCGUUACAGCUGAAUGAUCUGGACGGAGAAGAGUUUGAUCUGGACGAUUAUUAAAGAGGAGAAUUCGGCCAAGAAAGACGAAAUGGACGGACGGAUGUCACUCCGGAGUUUUAAUUCGGACGAAAUGUUGUUAAAGACUCAACUUCCAGAUUCUUGUUUGUUUAUUUGAGCAAUCCAAAUAUAGAAAAUUUGACAAAAAUAGGUUCAAUCUUAAGGGGUGGGUAGUUUAGUCGAGUCGCAUUUAUUUGAUAGUACACUCCAAGCCAGGUUUAGGAAUUGUAAUUAUUUAAAUAUAAAUCUUAUAUUAUAUAUAUUAUGUGAAAUAUACAUUAACUGUAUGCAAUGAGA